GUAAAACUGUAUUCAAGAAAAUCAAAUUUACUUAAUUUGAAUAUUUUAUAAUAUAUUAAUCUAAGAAAGUUGUCUUCUUUAAAGUUUAGAGUAAGAGCCUUAGAUCUCGAAGAAAACACACGCCUUAGAUUUCAAUGUAUCCAAUUAUAUAUUAUUUUUUAUUACAUAAACUUGACCACACUUUCGAUUGGUAAACGUUAUUAUUAAUUUAUAUUUUCAGGGCAACUCUUCUGUAAUUUACUUUAUUUAUAUUGCCUUUUAGAUGAUAUCUAUGUACAUAUUAUAACUCAAAAAUGUGUACCACAUAAUUUUUACGUAUCUAAGCACUUGAUAAGGACCGAAACCAAUGGUUGAAACGUUGUGCGCUAUUUGUUGAAUAUAUUUGAGGCCAGUUAGGUCAAACGUAAUAAUUAUAUUCUUUUUUCUUUUGUAAUCACUGGUGAAUAAAUAAUCAUUUUAUUUAUUAUUAUUUUUUUUAUUGCUUUAUAAUUGUGUGUCCAUAUGUAUAAGUACAAGUUAUACAUUAUAUUACAAAACUUAUAUAUUGUAACUAUUCUCUGAUUAUAUACCCUACUUUUUGCAACAGUAUUAUUAAUAUGUGUAAUUGUACUAAGAAAUUAGCAUUUAAUUAGAAGAACAAAUAAUUCAAAAAAUUUUUACUCUAUUAAUUAAUUAACAUACAUUAUAUGUUUAAAAGUAGCUGUUUUGUUACAAAUAUUUUAAUGAAGUUAUUACUUGCAGUUUACAACAUUCAUAAGCUCGAAAUGUACUUUCAACUUUAUAAUUAAAGUUGGCUGUAAUUUGUCUAUUUUUAUUCUUUGUAUAAUAACAUAUAUCGCUUUUGCAGUGAAUACCAACGCUAUAAAAAAUUUAUUGAUGCAAAUUGAACAUAUAUUUGACGAAUUAAAAGAUGAACCUGAGAACGUCAUCAUAAAAAAGUAUGGCCAGAGUGCAAAACGAUAUGCAGUUAUGCUUAUAAUACUUGCUUUUUGUGGCAUAUGUAUUUUUACUGUCGUUCAAUUUUUGUCGAUUAUUCUUGACACUGUUUUACCGAGGAAUGGGUCUCGAUUGCAUCAUGGGCUGAUUGUAACAGAAUAUUUUAUUAAUAAAGAAACGUUUUUCUAUUUAAUUGAGCUACAUAUGUGUGCAGCUUUGUACAUUGGAAUUAUUUCAUUAGUAUCGACGGGAACACUAAUCAUUGCAUAUUUGCAAUAUGUCUGUGGAUUGUUCAAAAUCUCUAGCUAUCGUAUUGAACGUGCAAUGGACUUUAAUUUGCUACAUAAUAUCACUUUAAAAAAUGAGAAUUUGAUAUUUGAAAGAAUAAUAUAUGCAGUGAAUAUUCAUCGACAAGCCAUGAGAUUAAGCAAACUAAUGAUGACUAAAAUCGAGAUAAUGUGUUGCUGUUUAAUAAUAACUGGAGUGAUUGGUUUAAGCUUUAGUCUUUUUCGAAUAUUUCAAAUAGUAUCGUCCGAAGAAAAUCUCAAGGAAAAAUUGAUGCCCUUUCUAGUUACAAUAUGUAUUAUCACUUAUAUGUUUGUAGCUAAUUAUAUCUGUCAAAAUGUAACAGAUCAUAAUAAUCACAUAUAUAUUACCGCAUACGAUGUUCAAUGGUAUAUGGCUCCGUUGCAUAUACAAAAAUUGAUAUUGUUUCUAUUGCAAAAUGGUACCAAAGACCUACCUUUACGUGUUGGUGUAUUAUUCACUGGAUCGCUAGAGGGGUUUGCUACGCUGGUGAAAGCUUCGGUAUCUUAUUUUACCUUCAUAUAUUCUACGCGAUAAGACAAAAAUGGAUUAAAUGAAAAUGUGAUAUAGAUAUGAUUACUACAAAAUCAAGUAGUAUAAUUAAUUUACGUUUAAUUUUAAUAGUACCAUAGUUUUAAAUUUAAAAAUUAGUUAGAGAUGUUACUUAGAGAAAUAUUUUCGAAAUAUGUAAAUUUUAAACUAUUUGAUAAAUUUAUUAUAUAGAAUAAAACUAUUUAAUCAAUGAUGUGUAUCAUAUCUUUAUGAAGUAUCAAUUAAGCAACGCGGUAGCGGCGUGGCACCAAGUAUAUCGUACUGUGACACAAACUUUAUUGCACAAGUUCGCUAAAAUACUCGUCCAGAAUUUAGCUAUUAAAUUCACUUUCAGUUAAAAUAUCUCAAAAACUAAAAUUAUAAUUAGAAAUCUGAUGGCAAUUUUGUUAUAUAAUAUUGAUUGUAAAAUUUCAAUGCAGUCAAAUUAAAAUCGGUAUACACAAAAUGAGAUUUCUUUUGUGUGGAAAAACUUAUUUACUUUAUUUUCUAAAAAUUAGACUCACAUGUACACAUACAUGCAAAGUACCAGUUUGUUAUUAAAGAGAUUUCACAAUGCUCUACAAUGUCCUAUUUUACUAAAAUAAAAUUACUACGUUAUGUGAAUGAUGAAUAUUGAUAGGCAAAUAUACACUUAAAAAAAGUAAUAUAUCCAAUAAGAUAUGUAGUAGCGGGCUACCAACUAUAGAUAUACUCAAUACAAAAAUAUAUGCUAUUGCAGUAUCAACAUUGUACUU
Monomorium pharaonis (pharaoh ant) is the source of this 2528-nucleotide messenger RNA. RefSeq lists its product as uncharacterized. The record is from RefSeq and is a predicted model, not a curated record. The transcript has 8 exons. Gene Ontology annotation, molecular function: olfactory receptor activity; odorant binding. Gene Ontology annotation, cellular component: plasma membrane. Lineage: Eukaryota; Metazoa; Arthropoda; Insecta; Hymenoptera; Formicidae. Gene Ontology annotation, biological process: sensory perception of smell; detection of chemical stimulus involved in sensory perception of smell. The coding region runs from base 877 to 1779 and encodes 300 amino acids.